Molecule: messenger RNA, 2878 nt
Organism: Bactrocera latifrons
Lineage: Eukaryota; Metazoa; Arthropoda; Insecta; Diptera; Tephritidae
Gene: Miro
Product: mitochondrial Rho GTPase
Exons: 8
Coding region: 273-2240 (655 amino acids)
Biological process (GO): mitochondrion organization; small GTPase-mediated signal transduction
Cellular component (GO): mitochondrial outer membrane
Molecular function (GO): GTPase activity; GTP binding; calcium ion binding
Source: RefSeq, a predicted model, not a curated record
AUUGACAACGUAACUAUUCACAAUAAUAAAUGUCAAGUAAUCUAUUCAUUCAUUGAACACACGUUCACGUUGCCGAACAAACGAAUUUUGAUCUGGAGAAGAAAAGUGAGCAUUGCUCAAGUUCGCUCGGCAUAGAUGAGUAGUGUACAAAAUAACUUAUGGUAGCAUUCGCAUUAACAACACAGAUUUAAGAAACACAUUGCAAUACUAAACACAGACGUUAUUUGCCAACACUUCCCUGCCAGUGAAUACAACUUACCAAAAACGUAAUUAUGGUCCAAUACAACGCCGCUCAGCGAAAAAAUGUUCGCAUAUUGUUGGUUGGCGAUCCYGGUGUGGGUAAAACAUCACUUAUACUUUCACUUGUAAGCGAAGAAUUUCCUGAAGAUGUUCCUCCAAAAGCUGAGGAGAUAACAAUACCCGCUAAUGUAACACCUGAACAGGUGCCUACGAAUAUUGUCGACUAUUCAAACACCGAGCAAACAGAUGAAACUCUGAACGAGGAGAUCGUCAAAGCACACGUUGUAUGUAUUGUGUAUAGUGUGGAAGAUGAAGAUUCACUUGAUCGCAUAACAUCGCACUGGCUGCCUUUAAUACGAACCGCAAUUGGAGAGGACCAACAACGUAAGCCUGUGGUGCUGGUUGGCAAUAAAGUUGAUCUGAUCGAGUAUUCAACCAUAGAUAGUGUGUUGACAAUAAUGGAAGACUUUCCCGAGGUUGAAAGCUGUGUGGAAUGCUCUGCCAAAACGCUACAUAAUAUUUCCGAAAUGUUCUACUAUGCGCAAAAGGCUGUUCUACAUCCAACUUCACCGCUUUAUAUAAUGGAAGAGCAAGAUCUUACGCCGGCUUGCAAGAAAUCACUUGUUCGCAUAUUCAAAAUAUGUGAUAUCGAUGGUGACAAUCUGCUCAAUGAUUAUGAAUUGAACUUGUUUCAACGUCGUUGUUUCAACACACCCCUACAGCCACAAAUACUAGACGAAGUCAAAGUUGUUAUACAGAAGAAUAUUCCAGAUGGCAUCUUCCACGAUGCAGUUACACUUAAGGGCUUUCUUUUUCUGCACUGUUUGUUCAUACAGCGCGGACGUAAUGAGACCACAUGGGCUGUGCUACGUCGCUUCGGUUACAAUGAACAGUUAGAAAUGUGUAAGGAUUAUUUGCGGCCAACUUUGAAAAUACCACCYGGUAGUAGCACUGAGUUGUCACAUCGCGGUCAACAAUUUCUUACAGCGCUGUUCGAACGUUACGAUAAAGACGGCGACGGCGCAYUAUCACCGGAAGAGCAUAAAAUGAUUUUCAGUACAUGCCCAUCAGCGCCUUGGUCAUAUUCGACAGAUAUACGUAAAUCAUGCCCCACCAACGAUCAGGGUUGGGUGACGUUGCAUGGCUGGAUGUGUCGCUGGACUUUAAUGACGCUUAUYGAUGUCUUAAAAACACUAGAAUACUUAGCGUAUUUGGGCUUCAAUGUKCAUGAGAACGAAAGUCAGUUGGCGGCGAUACAUGUGACACGCGAACGACGUAUUGAUUUAGCCAAACGACAAAGUAGUCGAUCCGUGUAUAUGUGUCAUGUGAUUGGUCCGAAAGGCGCUGGUAAGACGGGGUUGUGCCGUGGUUUCUUAGUAGAGGACAUGAAAAGUCUGAUUGGUAAAGAAUUCAAGACUAAUGUGGUGCAUUGUGUCAACACUGUGCAGGUUUAUGGUCAAGAAAAGCAUCUCAUACUACGUGAUAUAGACGUAAAGCAUGCGCUAGACCCAUUGCAGCCGCAGGAGGUGAAUUGUGAUGUCGCUUGCCUCGUGUAUGAUUCAUCCAAUCCGCGUUCGUUCGAGUACAUUGCACGCAUAUACAUCAAAUAUUAUGCGGAGAGUAAAAUCCCAGUGAUGAUUGUUGGCACCAAAGGUGACUUAGAUGAGCGGCGGCAAGAUUACUUACUGCAACCGUCAGAGUUUUGUACCAAAUAUAAACUACUGCCACCACACCUGUUCAGCUUGAAGAGUAAUAAGAAGGAGGUUUACACGAAAUUGGCAACCAUGGCGGCAUUCCCUCGCUUUCAAGCCGCAUGGAUACUCUUUUACAAGCACAGGUUGGUACAGCUGUGGGAAUCAGCACAUCUACGUCAGUUCGGUUUGAUGACAGAGGAUCCGACACUUUGGUGGAAAGCCGGUUUAGGUGUUGCCGCCGCCACCGUACUGGGUUUUGUCGUGCUCAAAGCACUGCACAGCGCCGGUACGCAUGUGCGUUACUAAUGUUAAACUAGCGGGAUAAUACGCAAGCAUACAGGCAUACAAUGCAACACAUASACCGUAAAGCUGUAUAGAAUCRCGCAGCGUUUCCAAUAGGAACUCUUGUAAUAUUCUACUAUGAUAAGAUCCCACUACACUCGCGUUCCACACUCCAUCCAUCUAGAAAAUUGUACAAAACAUUCUAAUUUGUUAAGUUUCGUUGGCGAACGCGCUUUAACCGGCGCCAGAGAAAUUGUUUUGUGGAAAUUCUUUGUGAGGAAAAGAUUUGAAAAUUAUUUGCAACUACUAUGAAAAAUUUUAUUUUAACGUGAAAAAACAUCGAAAAAUCCAUUGUAAGAAAAAUUGUAAGAACUUUAGUUUAAUGCUUAUUUAAAAAGAGUAUACAUAAUUUAUGUAAAGGAGCGUACAUACGCAUAUGUAUAUCGUUUCAUAAAUGACAUGUUUUUGUUUGUAAAUACAUAUUUACUAACCUUAAAAAAUUGUUUAAUGCACCUCGAUGAUAUCUGCGAUUCGUUUACCGCAUAUAUCCAUAAUUUAGCGCUGUCAUCAUUAUAUUACACAUUUGUAAUAUUGUAUCUACAUUUAUAUAUACAUACGUAUACUCUAUAAAUAGUAAUAAAAUAAUUUUAACAUUGAACUAA